AACACCCCUAGCCAUUUGUCAUUCCUAUGCAACUUUUACAAUGUUGAUUAGUAGCUAAAUUAUAAAAAGGCGCCUAAAUUUUACAGUAUGAUAUUUUUGCCCCGCGGUCGUCGGACACUCUCUCUCUCUAUAUCUCCGAUCAAUUAAUCCCAAUUGUAAGUUCCUUUCUCUCAUGAACUCAAAAUCUCAAAACUUCUUCCCUAAAAUCGUUAUUUCACUAAAAUUAUAAAAAGGCACCUAAAUUUUACAUUAUGAUAUUUUUGCCCCGCCGUCAUCGGACUCUCUCUCUCUCUCCGAUCAAUUAAUCCCAAUUGGUUGAUUAGGACUGCUGGAAAUGGAUUUUUCGUGCAAAGAAAGUGACAUGGAGGAGUCUUUACCACCUGGAGUUUUUGAGAUACCUGGAGAGCCGGCUGUUGUUAUUAACGGGUUGCCUCCCGUUUCUUCAAGUGCUGACACCUUUAUCCCCUGCCCAGUAGUUACUAGUGCAGAAUCACAUAAGAAUGCUGGUUUUGCUCAAUGGCUUGAAGGAAGAGAAGUUCGCAAGUUGUUUGGGGGCCAGUAUUACUAUGGGAAAGUUACUGGAUUUGAUGAGGAAGUUGGUUGGUUCAGGGUGAAGUAUGAAGAUGGCGAUAUUGAAGAUCUUGAGUGGCAUGAGUUGGAACAAAUUCUUCGGCCUUUGGACAUUACUAUUCCAUUGAAAACAAUAGCCACAAAGAUCAUUAAGAGAAAGCAGAGAUCCAUUCAGAAAUCCGGGGGUAGAACUAGAAAUAAGGUGUAAAAAUGACUAAGACAUGGUGAAGAAAAACGUUCUUUUUAUGUAGAACCCCGGUUAUGUCAAACAUGCACGGAGUACUUUUAGAUCCUAUCAAUAGAAUAGCAUUCAUCGAGCUUCAUGAGCAAGCCAUGGGGAUUCUGAAACAUCUUGUGGAUAAUGGUAGGUAACUGCAGUCUGGUGAGUUGAAUCUUUGUAGUUUUAUCGACUAGCUUAACAGUUAUUAGUCCAAAGGCAUGGACGACAACAUGCGCCUUGUGUGUAAAAGUACUCAUUCUAAGUAGUAGUAUAAAAAUACAAGGUGUUAGCCAUA
Molecule: messenger RNA, 1085 nt
Organism: Capsicum annuum
Lineage: Eukaryota; Viridiplantae; Streptophyta; Magnoliopsida; Solanales; Solanaceae
Product: dirigent protein 17
Exons: 2
Coding region: 335-778 (147 amino acids)
Source: RefSeq, a predicted model, not a curated record